CGAUAGGAUAGCCCACUUUAUGCUACAUAAAUUGUUUUAGUAGGUCAGAAUUGAACUUUGUCACUCUACUCCCCUGUGCUCGGUAGAGAUUCGCCCGGACAGAGAAAUCGAUGAAAUGGCGAACAAGAAGGCGGUUUUGUUCAACCUGUGGGGGGUCGUUGUUUCUCCCAGACCCGCAGAAGUUUUACUCAAAUUCGAAGAAACCCACAAACUCCCCCGGUAGGAAUCAAUAUUUGUCCAUGCAUUGUUCAGCGCAUGUUGAUGGACACUGAAAUAGUAGUUAGUUCUGCGUAUGUUCGGAAUAAUAAACAUUUGGCUACGCAACACAACAACAACACGGUGAUUUUGUUACUGAAAUUACAGUUUGACCAUAGUCUAGUCCAGGGUUUCCCAAAUUUGGGUGAGUUGUCAACUAACGUGAAUUCAACGUGAAAUCAACAAAACAUUUCACCAUGUCAUUGGAUUUAGGUUAAAAGAUGGGUGAAGAAAAGACAACUCUAAUAUUGAUUACUUUUUGGAAAUCCAAUCAGUUUUCCACGUUGAUUCAACGUCAUCACAUUAUUAUUAUUAUUAUUAUUGUUAUUUAUUUUUAUGACUUGUUGAUUCAACCCGUUUUUGCCCAGUGGGUAGGGUGCUAGGAGGUAUAGGGGGUAGAAGAUUAUGGCAUAGGGUUUCACACUAGUGUGUUAAAAUCCAUUUAAUCAGUUUUAUUUUUUAAAUUCUUUACUAAGUACUACUUAAAAGCUAAGUCUAUUUGUCUUAUUUUAAUGAUUUAAAUAAAAUAUGGGGGGGGGGAUGGUGUUGCACGUCACCAUUAAUAUCUGCACUAUGAGGAGAUUUGAUGUAAAGUCCUUCUUUUUGACUCAUCUGCACAUGAAUGUUCUUUGUUUGUUGUUCCUUUUCCAAACAAUCCAUUAUGUAUAAUUGCACUAAAUAUGAUUUGAAUAAUGCAAGAUUUUAAAUCCCAGCAGUCUUUAAAAUUACAUUCAGGAGCAAAAGGUUUUCAACAGUUGUUUUUUAAUUCAUAAAAACAAAAUUCAUUGGAAUAUAAUAUUGGAAUAUAAAUAACAUUAAAUAACAUUGGAAUAUAACAUUUAAUAACAAUAACUAAUUAACUCAGUGUAACAUUGAUGUGGCAACUCUCUUAUGCUCUGCUAUUGCACGAUUCUAAUUUGUACCUGUAGAUCACAAAUAAAGCUAUCCCCAGUCAAACUGGAGUCCACCUCCUGAACUGCUCACACCUAAUCCAGUCCCCACCUGUGACUGAAAACAUGGGGAGAGAUGCUAAUUGAAAGCUAGCUAUAUGACUGCUGUGUAAAAUAGCUAAAAGGCUAUAAAGCUGCAUUAACUGUAAAGCUAUCAGUCACUAUUGGAAACAUUUACAACUGAAAUUAAGUUACGUUAUAUAUUUUUAUGUAUUUUACCUCCGACGAUCUGAAUGUGAAUUACAGAGGGGAGGGGGGGGGGGCAGUUACCCCAGGGGGCUAGUUACCCCCUACUAUUCUACAUCCCGCAUAGCCUUGUAUUGCAGCCCAUUUUACUUGUCCCAAAUCAUUCUGAAAGCGAAAAAGCAUGGGACAACAUUUUUACGUGGACUGAAUGGAAGGGAAUAUGGAGUAUUUUUUAAAUAAAUCCAUCCGAAAUGGCGCUAAACUCACAGACAGACAGACUUAUUGUGUGUGUGUGGUAUGAGGUGUUGUACGCGUCUAUACCUCGAUUGUAAAAUGUAAUAAUUAAACUAACAACUGAUAAAGUCAAAGCCGCAAUAGAGUAGUGUGGUGCAACAUGUGUAAAUUUAUGGUUCUGUUUUUUUAGUGGUUUUCUGGAGAAGGUGGUGACUGACAAGCACAGCGCCAUGCAACGCGCAGAGCGGGGCAAACUCACACUCUCUCAGGUGAGUGAAAGGCGCUGCAUGGUCAAUCCGACAUCUGCGUUGGGCCUUGCAGCGUUUACGGUUAUACAGCCUCUGCAGAAGUCAGGGGAUUCAUACUUCUUAACGCUUCGCUGAGCUGCGCAGAGCUGUUGAGCAGAGCUGUUGUCAAGGAAGUUGUCAAGGAAGUCAGUUCGUGUUCAUACAGGACCUCCCGCCCCCUCACCUACCGUCAACCAAUCAUGUCAGUGUGGAGCUAUAAGGAGCCCUCCACAUUGUUACAAAAAUUAAGGCGCACGGUGAUGCGGUACGGAGCUCAAUUUGGCCUCUGCAUGACUCUGGAGGCUCCACAAUUGCGUCACACCCUCCAUACAUGACACAGCAGAAAUAGUAUAGUCUAUGUAUAUUAUGACCCAUUGGAAUGUGCCUUCUAUUGACAUGUGCCUUCUAUUGACAUGUGCCUUCAAUUGAAACUUGCCUUCCAUGGAAAUUCUUGCAUCACCUUACGUGACAAGUGACGACAAGUCAUUGUGUGUGUGUGUGUGUCUACUACGGUGUAGAUGAUCCCAGAGCUUGAUGCAGAGUGUGUGAGUGCAGCGUCCGACCAGAAGGUCAGUCUUCCUGCUGGGUUCUCUGUUAAGAGCCUGUUGGAGGAAUUCAGAGACUCGACCACCGUCAACAAACAUAUUCUGCAGACCGUAGCUACGCUCCGCAGACAAGGUAACACACAUAUACACACACACCUGACACAGAGUUCACAUUGUACAGUCUAAGGUCACAUGCCAAGUCCCGUUUCUUUGUGUUGUCUGUCAGGGUUAUUGACAGGUGUGUUGGCCAACCAGUGGGUGGAUGACAGUGGGUGUGGAGAUAGCUCUGGCCGGCUCCUGUCUCUGCUGGGCGGCCAUUUUGAUGUGGUGCUACAGUCCUGUCGUACAGGCCUCAGGGUCCCAGAAACCGACCUGUUCACCUCCGCUCUCACACAGCUGGGAGUGCCUCCAGAACAGGUACACAGACACACCAAGGCCCAGCGGGAGUGCCCCCAGAACAGGUACACAGACACACCAAGGCCCAGCGGUAGUGCCCCCAGAACAGGUACACAGACACACCAAGGCCUAGCGGUAGUGCCCCCAGAGAAGGUAGUGGUGACCUAUCUGUCUGUAAAGGCUGAGCUCAGCACAUAUGAUAACUUUAUUAAAAGUCAAAAUUAAAUGUAAUCAAUAACAUUUUGAUCAUAUUUGCAACGGCUCCUGAUAUCAAUGUCUUGAAGUCACUGCUUCCACCUCCCAUGGAAAAAGUCAUUAAAUUCCUUACAUGCACAUUCCUAAAACCAGACACACACCUGCCUUUAUACAUCUCAGUUUACAACGUUUGCACAUGGCACUAGAAAUCCUUAUCUGACCUCCCUGUGUAGAGUUGCUCUCAGCUAUUGUGUCAUUUAACAACAGGAAGUUAUGUGUAACAGAGUUAAGAAUGUGCUGUAAGCUCACUCCACAGCUAACUUGAAAUGUUGCCAAUAGUGCUAUCGAAUUGGAUCCUUUUCUAUAACUUAACUGGUUUGUACGUUGUCAAGCGGGUGGUCACAUCAUCAUAAUAAUAAUAAUAAUAAUAAUAAUAAUAUGUCAUUUAGCAGACGCUUUUAUCCAAAGCGACCUACAUUCAUGUGUGCAUACAUUUUUACGUAUGGGUGGUCCCGGGGAUCGAACCCACUACCCUGGCGUUACAAGCGCCAUGCUCUACCAGCUGAGCUACAGAGGACCACGUGUGUUGGCGAGGUAGUGGACCCUGGUUCAAGCCCAGUCAGAGGCAGGUUCAUGGAGGCAGGGCCAUUUUCAGUAGUGUGGGCAGACAAUGGUGAUAGUUCUCAUACUUCCUUCUCUCUUUAUAACACAUUUCAUGCAAUUCUACUCAUUUUGCCAUGGAGUGGAGAUAAAUUUUUUCAAGAUAAUUUCCUACAAUUCUACACAUUUUGCCAUGACCGAUGCCGCGUUCACGUGCUGUCGGGAGUUAUUGACAGCAAGCUAGCAAACUUUAUUAUUAGCAACAGUAGCCAGCUUAUCAAGCUAGCUAAAAUCGAAUUGGUUGAAGAAUUGUUCCGACUUCAAAAGCACGUGAACACAAUCAUGUCGGACUUAUGAAUUCCCAGUUUCCCAUUUCCUACUAGCACAUAAAGCCACCCUUGUGCCAUGUUAAUGAUAUCUGAGUGAGGGUGACUAACACAAUCAAUGGGGGUCCCCUGGAGGUCAGGGCCCCUGGGCACAUGCUCUGCGUGCCCGGUCGGUAUUUGGCCAUGAUUACUACUAAGUUGGCUAACUUGCCAAUCGAAAAAUUGUUAGCUGACAUGGCUAACAUGUGACGUGACUGACACAACAAGAUAAAAAUAGCUGACGCACAACCACAUUUCGAACUUGCAACUUGUGUAUUCUACUAUUCUAACGCUCAAUACUGAAACAGCCUGGGCCCUAAUGUUGCUUAUGCCUUGAGCCGGUCCUGGUCUUUCCUCUCCUUCUUCAAACCUUCCCCUAGACCACUGCGUUCCAGGUGUUGUGAGUGGACAGCUGACCUGUCAGUCUGUAUUUCAGGCUCUGUGGUUGGCUGAUGAUGAGGAGGGGGUGGGAGCAGCAGAGGCAGUAGGGAUGACAGCUGUUCUGGUGAAGGACCUGCCUGAAGCUCUGAAACAAGUAGAGACUUUCACUGGAGUACAGGUAACACACAUACACACACACACACACACAAUGAUAUGCUGUAACUUUCCUUGUCAGUAACAAUGUCUGUGAGAAUGUGAUGGUUAUUUUUCAGAUUUAAAGUAAACGUGUUGUCUCCGACUUCCCUGGUACAUUAGCCAGCCGCAUUAUUCCAAACCCCUUUUUAAAUUAAAGUCUUGUAUUUAAAAUGUUAUGGUGAUUUCAGGAAACUCUGUUCUGAGGGUAGCAGAUAGAUAAUAUCUCCCUUUAUGUCUAUAAUUUAAAUUUCCUCAGGGAAUCAAUCAAGUAGCCUACUAUUCAAUGUUGGUUUUGUUAUGGAGGAGAAGUGUGUGUGUGUGUGUGUGUGUGUGUGUGUGUUCUAGGUGGUAACAGGGGAAAGCUACCCAGCCUCUUGCAACCCAGAGGAAGUCUCUCAUGGAUAUAUCACCAUCAAGGUAACAACACACACAAUGCUGUAUGUAGCAGAAAGAGUAUACAUGAUUACACAAUGGUAUUACUUUAAUGAAGAACUCACUCACCCCCCCCCCCCCCCCCUGUAUGUCUCUCUCUCUAGCCCGGUGUAAAGCUGCACUAUGUGGAGAUGGGGGCGGGGCCUCCAGUCAUGCUGUGUCAUGGCUUCCCUGAGAGCUGGUACUCAUGGAGAUACCAGGUAAACACACAUACACAAGCACACACACACACACACAACUACUCACUCACUCUCUAUCGCUCUGUAUCUCUCUCUCUCGCUCUGUAUCUCUCUCUCUCGCUCUGUAUCUCUCUCUCUCGCUCUGUAUCUCUCUCUAUCGCUCUCUAUCGCUCUCUAUCGCUCUCUAUCUCUCUCUAUCUCUCUCUCUCGCUCUCUCAGAUCCCAGCUCUAGCUGAUGCAGGGUUUAGAGUGUUAUCUCUGGACAUGAAGGGCUAUGGAGAGUCUACAGCUCCACAAGGUUAGUGUGUGUGUGCACAUUUCGACUGAUAAGUUUAGGCAUUCAUUCCUAAGGGUUAAGGUAAGGGUUAAGGUAAGGGUUAAGGUAAGGGUUAAGGGUUGAAACAAAAAAUAUAUAAAAUAUAACUGUAGACACGUACACGUUAGAGAAAUACAGUUGUGACUGUAGACACGUACAUGGUUUACUGACACUGUCUCUUUACAUGGUUUUACAGUUUUAAGUUUAGAUUUAAGCCUGGUUUCCCCCAUCUCCCUGCUCUUAGUUGAACAGUUUUAAGCCUGGUUUCCCCAUCUCCCUGCUGUUAGUUGAACAGUUUUAGAGCCUGGUUUCCCCAUCUCCCUGCUGUUAGUUGAACAGUUUUGAGCCUGGUUUCCCCAUCUCCCUGCUGUUAGUUGAACCGUUUUAAGCCUGGUUUCCCCAUCUCCCUGCUGUUGGGGGACUGGUCAAUAAAACACAAUAGGAACACCAUCAUUAUUACAGACAAGAUUUAUUUAUUCAAGUUCAAUAACACACUCUCUUCCUCUGCCACACUUUCUCUCUCAAGACAUAGAGGAGUACUCGCAGGAACAGAUCUGCCAGGUAAGGGACAUACAAACAAAACAUCCUCUGUCUGUCCUUGACGUGAUUUUAAUGGUUUUGCUGUGUGUUCUUGUCUCUGUUGUAGGAUCUUGUGACGUUCAUGGAUAAAAUGGUGGGUCCACUCCCAAUAAUCAGCCCUGUAUGUUAAUCUAUGUGGGUUAAGUAUUAAUCAGCCCUGUAUGUUAAUCUAUGAGGGUGAAGUAUUAAUCAGCCCUGUAUGUUAAUCUAUGAGGGUGAAGUAUUAAUCAGCCCUGUAUGUUAAUCUAUGUGGGUGAAGUAUUAAUCAGCCCUGUAUGUUAAUCUAUGAGGGUGAAGUAUUAAUCAGCCCUGUAUGUUAAUCUAUGAGGGUGAAGUAUUAAUCAGCCCUGUAUGUUAAUCUAUGAGGGUGAAGUAUUAGUCGCCACAUAGGCGGUGUGAUGCUACAGGAAGAGUUCAACGCUUCCUUUAAACCCCCCCCCUCCUUUCUUUCUUUCUGUCGCUCUCUCUCAGGGUAUUCCCCAGGUGACUCUGGUUGGUCAUGAUUGGGGUGGAGCUGUGGUCUGGAACAUGGCCCGAUGUCAUCCAGAGAGAGUCAGGUAGACACACCUUACGCAAAUGCAGCGCAACGGAGUAUGUGAACGUCGUUUUACGUCACAAAAUGGGCGGCUCCUUGUAGUUGCUUUUACCACAAAUGGGAAGACAACAAGAAAAUCUCUGCUAUCGCCCCCUUGUGUAUGUUGCUAUUGGGGGGUUUAGGAACACAUGGACCGGCAAGGGUAUCAUGUUACAAAAGGUGCACGUUGCUCCCAAAACAAUCUGACUCCACGCAAGAGCACGCACGUGUGUAGAUAGAUAAAUAGAUCUACGCACGUUAGGUGUGUGGUACCUUAACACACACACACACAGUCUUGUACAGCUAACCUUGUACACACACGUAUGCACACACACAUACACACACACUCCCUGAGACAGUAAAGUAAAGAAUUAAACCAAUACCUGGUGUGUGUGUGUGUGUGUGUGUGUGUGCAGAGCGGUAGCUUCUCUGAACACCCCUCUGUUCCCUGUGGACCCUUCCAAGGAUCCAAUGGAGUUCAUGAAGACUGUGCCCAUAUUUGACUACCAGCUCUACUUCCAGGACCCUGUAAGUGUGUGUGUGUGUGUGUGUGUGUGUGCGCGCACGCCCCUCUGCCGGUGUUAGAUCCCUGUUAGUGUGACCAGCUGGGUUUGACCCUAAGUCGUCGUCUGUACGUCACUAGGGGUAUACACCACUCAAGUUUUUGAUUAGUCUUUUUUUGUUGAUUGACACAAAGAAUCAAUGACUUAGACUGUCCCUUGUAGUUAGCUGCAGUCAUGUUUGCAAUAUGCAUAGAAAGUUAAUAGGCAUGGAUGUGUGUCACAAUAGUCAAACGUAAACACAACUGGAAACACCGCGUCAUUUUUGGAGACAGGUUAUUAUUGACACGGCAGCGCUACAGUAGCUAGCAAAAUAGCGUAGAAGCAAUUGCUAACUAGCUUUUUUUUAUUUUUAUGCAGGCUAGCUUAGCAUCUUGGCUAACUACGAGGCAAGACAAUUCACAUAUUUACCGUUAAUUAGCCACUGUAAAUCUUCUUGCUAGCUAGCACGACAGUGUCUCCAAAGUGGCAAUGUGUUUCCAUCAAUGUUUACUUUUUUGAUGUUGUGCGACGUCUCCACUUUUCCAAGGGUAUUGUUGUUUCCCAUUAGAAAUGAAAUGCAAACUUUCCUUAUGUAACUAAUCUCCAGGAUGUAGAAGAGUCUUCCCUUAUGGAACACUAUAUGCAUUGCGUUGCCAUCAGUGUCGUGUCAAUGUGACGUUCUACCUGCUACACAAAGCCUGUUUAGAGAGCAGAGGAGAGCAGAGGGGGAGAGCAGAGGAGAUCAUCUUUAUUCUAUUCCCCCCUACUGUACUGCACCAUAUUCAUCCAUUAUGCAUCAGUACAAUAGCUUUGGUAGCCAGGUCACCCGUUUAUAGAAGUCAGUAUUCGACGUCCAUCCAUGUCUGUGGACGUCGGAGAUGAUGUGGAAACCGGCCACUAGGGGCAACCAACAGUGAGCGCUGUUACCUUCAAGAAGGUUUGGGUUUUGCUAGGGUGUUGUGGAUGGAGAUGGUGGAUGGGCGUAAGCAUCUGACUGAUUCCAAAGGUUGGAAGUUCGAUAGAAAGUUGUUUUUAAGCCUAUCCCAAACCUUAACCAUUUGGAGUUAAUGUCUAAACUCAACCUUAAACACUCUAAAAUGUGAUGUUUGAACAACUUCGAAAUUUGACGUUUGAGAAACAUGGAUGAACGUCUCAUUCUGACGUGAGAUUGUGAAAGCUGGUUGGGCUUUGGUCCAGUUUUUCGCAAGUACUCAUUAAAUUGUUGCUAGUGGUUGUACUAAAUGAUCCUCUAAUUACACAAGCUGCUUUUAUUUACAUUGUGAACCUGGUCAAUGUAGAGUUUCUACUAGCUAGUAGCUUCUUGACUUCAUAAAUCUUAGUACAAUAACCAGUGGUGUAUAGUCGAGGCCAUAUUGCAACCAAAAUCAACUUUAUUUCUCAUUAUUUCAAUUCACAAAAUAGAAUGAACACGCGUCAGCCAUCGAGAAUUGAACCUCUGCGAUUUUUGAGCUUGGACCCUGCCAUUGGACGUGGCGCAACACGGGCAGUAUAGCAGCUUUCAUUGAUUUCAAAGGAAGCAUUUUCUCAAUGGCUGAAGGCUGAAGGCUGAUGGCUGAUGGCUGAUGGCAAUACCGGCCACCUGAUGGACUAUAGUGUAGCAUGACCGUAACUAAUCUACAGGGUGUAGCUAGCAGAGACCUUUCCUUAUGUAACUAAUCUACAGGGUGUAGCUAGCAGAGACCUUUCCUUAUGUAACUCAUCUACAGGGUGUAGCUAGCAGAGACCUUUCCUUAUGUAACUCAUCUACAGGGUGUAGCUAGCAGAGACCUUUCCUUAUGUAACUCAUCUACAGGGUGUAGCUAGCAGAGACCUUUCCUUAUGUAACUCAUCUACAGGGUGUAGCUAGCAGAGACCUUUCCUUAUGUAACUCAUCUACAGGGUGUAGCUAGCAGAGACCUUUCCUUAUGUAACUCAUCUACAGGGUGUAGCUAGCAGAGACCUUUCCUAUGUAACUCAUCUACAGGGUGUAGCUAGCAGAGACCUUUCCUUAUGUAACUCAUCUACAGGGGUAGCUAGCAGAGACCUUCCUUAUGUAACUCAUCUACACGAUGUAGCUAGCAGAGACCUUUCCUUAUGUAACUCAUCUACAGGGUGUACUAGCAGAGACCUUUCCUUAGUACUCAUCCUACAGGGUGUAGCUAGCAGAGACCUUCCUUAUGUAACACAUCUACAGGGUGAGCUAGCAGAGACCUUCCUUAUGUAACUCAUCUACAGGGUGUAGCUAGCAGAGACCUUUCCUUAUGUAACUCAUCUACAGGGUGUAGCUAGCAGGACCUUUCCUUAUGUAACUCAUCUACAGGGUGUAGCUAGCAGAGACCUUUCCUAUGUAACUCAUCUACAGGGUGUAGCUAGCAGAGACCUUUCCUUAUGUAACCAUCUACAGGGUGUAGCUAGCAGAGACCUUUCCUUAUGUAACUCAUCUACAGGGUUAGCUAGCAGAGACCUUCCUUAUGUAACUCAUCUACAGGGUGUAGCUAGCAGAGACCUUCCUUAUUAACCAUCUACAGGGUGUAGCUAGCAGAGACCUUUCCUUAGUAACUCAUCUACACGAUGUAGCUAGCAGAGACCUUUCCUUAUGUAACUCAUCUACAGGGUGUAGCUAGCGAGACCUUUCCUUAUGUAACUCAUCUACAGGGUGUAGCUAGCAGAGACCUUUCCUUAUGUAACUCAUCUACAGGGUGUAGCUAGCAGGACCUUUCCUUAUGAACUCAUCUACAGGGUGUAGCUAGCAGAGACCUUUCCUUAUGUAACUCAUCUACACGAUGUAGCUAGCAAGACCUUUCCUUAUGUAACUCAUCUACAGGGUGUAGCUAGCAGAGACCUUUCCUUAUGUAACUCAUCUACAGGUGUAGCUAGCAGAGACCUUUCCUUAUGUAACUAUCUACAGGGUGUAGCUAGCAGAGACCUUUCCUUAUGUAACUCAUCUACACGAUGUAGCUAGCAGAGACCUUUCCUAUGUAACUCAUCUACACGAUGUAGCUAGCAGAGACCUUUCCUUAUGUAACUCAUCUACAGGGUGUAGCUAGCAGAGACCUUUCCUUAGUAACUCAUCUACAGGGUGUAGCUAGCAGAGACCUUUCCUUAUGUAACUCAUCUACAGGGUUAGCUAGCAGAGACCUUUCCUAUGUAAUCAUCUACAGGUUAGCUAGCAGAGACCUUUCCUUAUGUAACUCACUCUACAGGGUGUAGCUAGCAGAGACCUUUCCUAUGUAACUCAUCUACAGGGUGUAGCUAGCAGAGACCUUUCCUUAUGUAACUCAUCUACAGGGUGUAGCAGAGGCUGAGUUGGAGAAAGACCUGGCAAGGACCUUCAAGAUCUUCUUCUCUGGCAGUGGAGAUAAGGUGACACCCACACACACGCAGACCCACCCACACGCACGCACGCAGACCCACACAUACACACACGCAGACCCACACACACACACGCAGACCCACCACACGCACGCAGACCCACACACACGCACGCAGACCCCACGCUACCAGAGCCCACACAGAACCACCAUACACACACGCGACCCACACACACACACGCAGACCCCACACACAACGCAGACCACACACACACACGCAGACCCACACACACACACGCAGACCCACACACACACACGCAGAACCCACACUACCAACAUAACCAGCAACCCACACACACACCAACGCACCACAACACGCAGACCCACACACACACACGCAGACCCACACACACACACGCAGACCCACACACACACACGCAGACCCACACACACACACGCAGACCCACACACACACACGCAGACCCCACACACGCAGACCCACACACCACACACGCAGACCCACCACACGCAACGCAGACCCACACACACACACGCCAGACCCACACACCACACACACACUCAGACCCACAACACACACGCAGACCCACAACACACGCAGACCCACCACACACACACACACACGCAGACCCACACACACACACACGCAGACCCACACACACACACGCAGACCACACCACACACACGCAGACCCACACAUACACACACGCAUCCCACACACACACACCAGACCCACACACACACACGCAACCCACACACCACACACACGCAGACAGACCCACACGCGCAGACAGACCCACACACGCAGACCCACACACACACACGCAGACAGACCCACACACGCAGACAGACCCACACACACACACGCAGACCCACACACACACACACACACACACACACACACACACUCUCUCUCGUGAAUCAUCUCUAUUGUGUUGUUCUCCAGGAUAAUGUUCCUGAGAUCAACACUGCUGGAGUUUGUGCCAGAGGUGAGUCAAGAAGUGAAACUUACAUUCUGAUUGGAGGCUUGGGGCUGAAGGGUUGACCUAUGGCAUUCAACUAAUCAACUGACUGGAUUGACAAUACUGUGCUGUAAAUCUUAUGCAACAUAAUGCAUUGCUGUCAAUCAAUCUUCACAAUGUGUGUGUUGUGUGCAGGUGGUCUGUUUGUAGGACUACCAGAGGAGAUGCCAAGGAGUUCUAUCCUCAGUGAGACUGCUCUGCAGUUCUACAUCACUCAGUUCAAAGACAAGGGAUUCAGGUAUACACACACACACACACACACACACACAGACACUAGGAGGAGGAGGAAGUGACAGUGUUGUGUUUUCCAGAGGGCCGUUGAACUGGUACCGUAAUGUUGUGAGCAACUGGAAAUGGCUAUGCUCCCGACCCAGGGCUAAGGUAGGUGUGUGUGUUGUGUGUGUUGUAUGUUUACACAGUUACAGUACAUGUUGAUGAAUGAUGCGCUUUCCUGCUGUUGAUGCCAGCUCUCAUGGUGACCGCUGGUAAAGAUCCUGUUCUGCUGUGUGUGUGUGUGUGUGUGUGUGUGUGUGUGUGUGUGUGUGUGUGUGUGUGUGUGUGUGUGUGUGUGUAGCUCUUGAUGCCAGCUCUCAUGGUGACCGCUGGUAAAGAUCCUGUUCUGCUGCCUGUCUUCUCCAAGGGAAUGGAAAACAUGGUGAGACCACACACACACACACACACACACACAUUUAUACACACAUAUGUAUACAUGUAAUUGACAUAUGUGACUGUGUCAUCUCUGUGUGCCAGAUCCCCAACCUAACAAGAGGACACAUCGAGGAGUGUGGACACUGGACCCAGAUGGAAAGGUGGGCCCCAGUGUGUGUGUGUGUGUUUGUCCUUGCACAGAUCAAUAGAGGGCUGACUGUGUGAACUCUGCAGUCAGCCUCCAGUUAGUCACCAGAAUGACUAACUGGACCCCCGACCACUGAUCUAAAGCCCUGCUGAGGGAGACUGGGUCAAGUAGGGGUUAAAGGUUAUAGGGUCACUGCUGCUCUGCUCCGUAUGUUAAAGCUGUGUCUAAGGCAGUUGGUGCUUUUUGUGGUAUAAACUGUGUGUACAGUGUAUUGGUUAAAACAGUUGUGUAUAUUGGCAAACACUGUAUGUGGCAUAACUUGGGUGUUUAUUGUGUGUGUGUGUUUGUGUUUGUGUCAGGCCGUCUGAGCUGAACACCAUUCUGAUCUCCUGGCUGAAGGACACUCACUACAACACUGGGGUUGCCAUGACACCCAAACUGUGAUCAGUUACCAGGACAACUUAUUCCUUUAGUGCACUACUUUUGAAGUGCACUUUUGUAGUGCACUGUGGAAUAAUCUGUUAAUUCAAAAUUGUUUUCUAAACUGUAUGAUCACCUUAUUACAAACAGCAACAUUUGACCCUUCUAAAGUGAGACGCACAGUGCACAAAUAGGCUGCACCAACUGCCACAACACCUCUAGCAUGAGGUCUCAAAACGUCCCUUUUGAGACAUUUCAUGAGAAAGGACGACUGACUAUACGCUGAGUGUACAAAAUAUUAAGGACUCCUGCUCUUUCCAUGACUUAAGCCCUAUUCGCACGGGACUAGUAUUACUAUAGGAGGGCGGUUAUGUCAUUAUUACCCCAGCAUGUCUGUUUUUCCAGUGGACGAUUCGGACGGGAUUAGUUUUACCAAACUGCCCCUGUAAUUCAUUUUUCCCCCUCAUUGACCGUUAUGAUGGAAGCCUGGAGGCUCUUCUCGGCGUGAAGACAGUUAAAAUGUCUAGGGAUCAACCAUCUCUGUCUCACGUCUCACGAUAUUACAGAGUUUGAACAGGUGAUGCACCCAGUUUGGGUAAGAACAUGGGAACAAAUUGAUAGUUA
Messenger RNA from Coregonus sp. 'balchen', 13402 nucleotides. The record is from the annotation of a GenBank genome assembly. NCBI's taxonomy places the organism in Eukaryota, Metazoa, Chordata, Actinopteri, Salmoniformes, Salmonidae.